AUGCAGAAUAAGUAAGUGAGACUCCAAGACUUCGAGAUACUCUAAACUCUAGGUACUGGUUCGUUUGGCAGAGUAAGAUUAGCAAAGUAGAAAUCAAAUUCAAAGCAUGUCGCUUUAAAGAUGUUAAAGAAAUGUGAAAUUCUUCGAUUAAAAUAGGUUGAUCAUAUCAAUUCUGAAUUUAAAAUACUUCAUUAGAUUUAACAUCCUUUUAUAAUUGAAUUGUUAGGUUACACUUAAGAUGAAAGAUAUUUAUAUUUUGUUCUAGAGUAUAUUCAAGGUGGAGAGUUAUUCACUUAUUUAAGGAAUGCAGGCACAAUAGAAAAUGAUGAAGCAUAAUUUUACUCUGCUUAAAUUGUAUUAAUGUUUGAGUAUUUACAUUCAAAGACUAUUGUAUACAGAGAUCUAAAACCAGAAAAUCUACUUAUUUAAUAAAAUGGAUAUUUGAAGUUAACUGAUUUCGGAUUUGCUAAAGUUGUUGAAGAUCAUACAUACACUCUAUGUGGAACACCUGAGUAUCUUGCUCCUGAAAUUCUUCUCAAUAAAGGACAUGGCAGACCUGUUGAUUGGUGGUGUUUAGGUAUCAUUAUUUAUGAAAUGUUGGCUGGGAUUGAUCCAUUUAAUGAUGAAGAUCCUAUGGCUAUUUAUUAAAAAAUAUUAAAGGGAAAAGUUAAGUUUCCUAAAAAUUUUGAUAACGAUGCUAAAGAAUUAAUUAAAAAUCUUCUUGUUUCUGAUGUUUCAAAAAGAUUAGGAAAUCUGAAAAACGGAGCCAAUGAUAUUAAAUAACAUAAAUGGUAUUAAACACUGAAUUGGGAAAGUUUAAUAAAGAAAUAAAUUAGACCCAAGUACCUGCCAUCAGUAAGAACUGAUGAUGACACUUCUAAUUUUGCUGUUUAUCCAGAUAGUACUGAAUUGCCAGAUCCAAUUAAAUAAAAUGACGAUCCAUUCAGAGAUUGGUGAAUUUAUUAGUGAAUAUCACUUUGAUUGUUUAUGCUUUGCAACAACAGCAAU
This is a messenger RNA of Paramecium tetraurelia, 1008 nucleotides long. RefSeq lists its product as uncharacterized. NCBI's taxonomy places the organism in Eukaryota, Ciliophora, Oligohymenophorea, Peniculida, Parameciidae. The record is from RefSeq and is a predicted model, not a curated record. The transcript is spliced from 5 exons. Gene Ontology annotation, molecular function: ATP binding; cAMP-dependent protein kinase activity. Gene Ontology annotation, biological process: signal transduction; peptidyl-serine phosphorylation. Gene Ontology annotation, cellular component: cAMP-dependent protein kinase complex.